GUUCAAACCUGGCAACACGUGGGCUCACGCUCCCACAGUUUGUCCAUCACAGCUCGUACACACGUCUCUGGAGGGCGAAUGAUACUUCAGGCUGUAUGAAGUUUGACACUUGGUCCCUGUGUACCAGCAGAUGGCAGAGGAGACCUGGUUUCUCCUCACUGUGACCUUGCCCUGCAGCUAUUGGGUCAAUCAACCACCAACUUCCAAAUAUACAAAAGCUUGACAGGACGGCAGCUGCACAAGAAGAUCUGAAGGGAAGUGAGCAGUUAAUUCCAGUAAAAAGUGUGUCCGAUGGGUGGAGGGGCCACCAGGCUGUACAGCGCCCUGACUCAGACCAGCAGCGGCUCUCCUCUCCCCCUCCCUCCGUCCCAGCAGCCUGCAGACACAAACGUGGAUCCAUCUUUCUGCCAGGGGGAGGUAUGUCCCCCCGAUCCAGUGGAGCUGCUCAGACAGUGUGAAGAGGCCCUCAGGGACCAACCACCUCGCCUCCACAGGAAGUUCACUCACCUCAAUGAUGGAGACAGCGUCCCCAGCGGCUCCGUCAGGGUGAUGCAGUGGAACAUACUAGCCCAAGCUCUGGGCGAGGGACUAGACAGUUUUGUCCGGUGUCCCCCCGAGGCCCUCAGCUGGCCCCGCAGGAAGUACCUCAUCUUAGAGGAGAUCCUCACCUACAGACCUCAUAUCCUGUGUCUGCAGGAAGUCGACCACUACUAUGACACCCUCCAGCCGGUUCUGGCAGGCCUCGGUUACAGCGGCAACUUUUGCCCCAAACCCUGGUCGCCAUGCCUAGAUGUGGAGGGCAACAACGGUCCGGACGGCUGUGCUCUGUUCUUCGAUCAGUCGCGGUACGAGCUCCUAGAUAGCGUGAACAUAAGGCUCUCUGCCAUGAGGAUUCCAACCAAUCAGAUUGCUGUGGUGACGAUGCUGCGUUGUCGGAACACAGGGAGGUGUGUGUGUGUGGCCGUGACGCAUCUGAAGGCUCGUUCUGGCUGGGAGUGGCUCCGCAGCGCCCAGGGCUCCGUCCUCCUGCAACACCUCCAGAAUCUGGUCCAGAAGCAUGCUGGCGAUCCUGCGGGUGCCCCCAAGUCAGACAUCCCUUUGCUCAUAUGUGGAGAUUUCAACGCAGUCCCAAAUGAAGAGGUUUACCGACGUUUCAUCACGUCGCCUUUGUGUUUGGACUCGGCCUAUAAGAAACUCAGUAAAGACGGUUUAACUGAGCCAGAGUACACAACGUGGAAGAUUCGGCAAACGGGGGAAUGCUGUACCACUCUGGACUACAUCUGGUACAGUCAGGACACACUGAGAGUGGACACAGUUCUGGACAUGCCCACUGAGGAACAGAUUGGGCCAAACAGGCUUCCGUCCUUUAGCUAUCCAUCAGACCAUAUCUCUCUGGUUUGUGACUUCAGCUUUAAGGAGAAGGAGUGAACCACCUGCACACAGGAAGGGACGAUACUGAGAAGAGACAUUUGAGAUUGGCUACUGGUUGGCUUCACUUAACAGGAAGAUGGGCAUAUGAGAGGCCUUUUGGUUGUGACAGGCGGAGGAUGACAACAGGUUAAAGAGAAACGAGGGUUGGUUAUUUUUGCCUUGAUGGAACAGUCGGAUAACUUAUGACGCACAAGUCAUAGAGAUACAUGCUGCAACGACAACAUAGUCUACCUGCACAGUGAAAGGGAUUGGAAACAUUAUAUAUAUCUAAUCCUGAAAUCAAAAUGUUUUAAAUGUUGUGUUUCACACUGACAUUGUACAACAGAG
This is a messenger RNA of Anoplopoma fimbria (sablefish), 1758 nucleotides long. RefSeq names its product nocturnin b (gene noctb). The record is from RefSeq and is a predicted model, not a curated record. The transcript is spliced from 6 exons. Gene Ontology annotation, molecular function: poly(A)-specific ribonuclease activity. Gene Ontology annotation, biological process: circadian rhythm. NCBI's taxonomy places the organism in Eukaryota, Metazoa, Chordata, Actinopteri, Perciformes, Anoplopomatidae. Bases 292 to 1428 code for a protein of 378 amino acids.